Messenger RNA from Gregarina niphandrodes, 505 nucleotides. RefSeq names its product putative transmembrane protein. NCBI's taxonomy places the organism in Eukaryota, Apicomplexa, Conoidasida, Eugregarinorida, Gregarinidae. The record is from RefSeq and is a predicted model, not a curated record. The annotation marks the transcript as partial. The transcript has a single exon.
AUGGCCAAGGUUGACACGACCAAGGUUGACACGACCAAGGUUGACAUGGCCAAGGUUGACAUGGCCAAGGUUGUCACGGCCAAGGUUGACACGGUCAAGGUCGGUGGUGGUAAGCCGGAGGUAAAGCUGGGUUCGGGUAUUGGUCCAGCGCCGGAGGAGUCGAUGGAUGGUGUCCGGAGGGUGUGGGGUUACUUGGUUGGUUUGUACUACUACCAGGAGUCGUGGACGGUGGCUGUGUUCAUAAUAGGUUUAGGUUUGGUGUGUUUGUUGGUUGGUUCGGUGUCGAAUUACUUACGGAAGAGUGGUCGUGUGCGGGGUGCUUGGAAUGUGGGUGGGUUAGUGGCGCUGGGAUUAUGGUGGUUAUGGCGACAGGUUCGACGGUUCGCGAAUGGUCGUGGGUUGGAUUUGUUCCGGUUGUCUCGGGAUCCUGAGGUGCGACGUUUAACGAUCGUACUUACUGGCGGUGGUCGUGGCAUAGGACGCGAAUUGGCGUUGCUGUUAUGUC